AUGAGAACUCCUCUAGUUCUAAGUAUAAUCUUCUUUCCUAUCAGUACGAUUAUCUUCGCUCAAUACGACGAUGGACACGUUGUUUUGGAUCGAUCAAAAGUAUUUCCUGAUGCCGAUGGUAAUUACCGUGUUUCGAAUUAUGAAUUCAAGUGUUUUCAACAGCUAUCAACAUGUUCAACGCAUGGUUGGUCACUUCGCUUUAAAAUACGUCUAAACUCAUUGAAUAGUUUCGACCGAGAACGUAAAUAUCUGCUCUUCAGUACUGGUGCACAUGAACCAUAUAGUGAUGGAAUGUUAAUUCAUCUCUAUCAGUCGAAAAACACUUCGUAUCUCGAGUUUGGUUUGAAAGAGUUUCACAAUGAUCAUGUCGCUUUCUAUUGGCAAGUCGAAGCUGACUUCGAACUGAAUCGAUGGGUUGAUGUAGUCACUGUUAUUCAAUUGACAAGCAAAAACUCGACUGAACAUCAUCAACUGUCGAUCUAUGUCGAUGGUUAUUUGUACAGAAAGACAGAAUUGGAAAAAUACACAGAAUUAUUCGUUUUUAAAUACGAUAAAAUACAUGCACACUCGGCGAUUAUUUAUGGAAAUGAUACUGAAGUUGCUUCUUUCAAAGAAAUUAUCUAUUACGAACGAGUUUUACUCGACGUUGAAAUUGCAAACAUUACACCGGGUGAUGUAUCUUUAGGAUGUGUGAAUGAAAACGAUCAUAUUCAUCAAUAUAUCACUCCGCAAACGUACGAUUAUUGGCGACUAUGCCGUGAUGAUUGUCAGGCACGAAAAAUGAAGAUUGCUUUGUAUUCAGCGAGCAAUGGUCGAUGUGGAUGUGUACCAAGUUCAUAUGAGUUAGACUUGUCAUUUCAAUAUGAUAAGAAUUGCGUUUGUUCAUUUAAUCCGCCAUGUUCAAGUGCGAAUGAAUGGCACAUUUUUACGGUAUCACACAUUAUUGAUCUGGUUGAUGCGGAAGUUGGUUUGGAAAUUCGUAUGGCUGAUGCAAGUUUCUUGACGCACAGUCGAACGCGAGUCCAACGAAAUGAAGGUGUGGAAAUUAUUGUCUCGGUUAAAAACGAUCGAAAUCUGGCGUCGUUGACUGUCUAUGGUGAUAUCGAAGGUCAAGAGCCAGCAAGUGAAGGUACGAGCUCCAACGAGAUUUACAUAACUGCCGGUGUUGUAAAUCUGUCUUGGAAGAAUGAAGGUGCAAAAAAAGUUCAAUUUCGUGCUGACUAUCGUCGAAUGGUUCAUAAAGAAACGGCAGAAUACCGAACGGUCUAUGUCGACGUUGUCUAUGUCAAAACUGAUCUGCCACUGAAGUUCAUUGACAUUUCACCCGGCAGUCCGAACUAUCAAAGUUAUCAAAAUUUUACUGUUCAAACUUACGGUAGUGUUCCAAUCAAUUGUACAUUAGAUUAUGGCGAUGGACAUCGGCAGACAAAUGGUACCAGCCGUGAUCAAUACUAUACCGCCUAUUUUGCGCGAAAUUAUACACGUUAUGGUGAGUACAAUGUUUCUGUACAAUGUUAUAAUGAACGGAGUAUAAAUACAACGCAAAUAACGCGUAUUGUUCGACGAGCAAAUAUGAACAAGAAAAUGAUUAUUCAUACAAAUGUGAUGGAAACAUCCGAAGCAACAAGAUUCAAUAUUAUAACGCACAAUGAUUAUUCAUUUCGACAUUCCGAUUGUUUGCAUCUGAAAAAUGUUCUUACCAAUGAAACAAUGAAGUUGAUUUGGAGAAAGAAAACGCUGGAAGUCAUACCAAAUGAAGCAUUGCCACUUGGUACACAUUUGUAUCAACUUCAAUGUGAUUCCAUGGCAUUACAACCAUAUAUUCUUAAUGUCCAACCAGCAAUUCGCUCACUAGAAGUCGAGGCAUCGAAAACAACUAUUCGAAGUGGUCAGUCUACCGAAUUUUUCAUCACACUUGAACCAACAAUCGAUGUGACAAUCAUUUUCGACUGCGGCAUCAGUGACACACCAUUAGAAAUCAUUUAUAUCGAAAAAGUUAUCGAUCUUUCACCAAUACCAAUCGGUAAUUGUACUUAUUCAACAACCGGUCAGUACAAUCCGACGAUUAGUGCCAUGAACCGUAUCAAUGAAGACAAACAAUCGGCAGUGAUCUUUGUUGAACCACCACUAUCACCCAUUAAAGUGGAAAUCGAAAGUCAAGUGGAUAUCAACCAACUCACAUUGGUUACCAUACGUGCAAAAGAGCAAAGCCCAUUCGAAGGAAAUUUUCUACUUACAAUCCUGGAUCCGUAUCUUGAAAAUAACUAUACAAGAACCGAACAUGUUCAAUUGUUAAGAUCGAAUAAUUUCACUGAAAAUUUAUAUAUGAAUAUUACAUCUUAUGGUAAACAAGUUCUGCACAUUCAAGGCGGAGAUUAUCCAACAAUUCGUGAAUCACAAGCAACGUUUAUUAUCGGAACGGAUAUCACAAUCAAACCGCAAGUUUAUAUUGUCAAUCAAAUUGGUCAUGUUAAUCAAGAGUUCAUUUGGGUCGAUAUUCAAUGGAUUGAUGGAAUUGGUUUCGACGUUGAAAUCAACUAUGACCAAGAAAAGCAUUUUCGUGUUCGGUAUGGACAAUUCACGUCGGGUUCAUCAAAUCGUACAGUAAAACGAAACGAUGGAAUUCAUGAAAUACAAUGGAAGAGAGUUGCACAACAACGAUUACAAGUUGGCUAUAAAUUUACAAAGCCAGGCACAUUUCGAAUUGAUGUGACAUUUGUUCAACCAUCGUCGAAACGUCUUCCGGUUGAUCUGAGAUGUUCAACUGUAACAAUCGUCAGAGGAUUAGAUCGAACAGAGGAAACUUGUUUUCAAGAAAAAGAAUUUCAUUUAUUUUCACCAAACUCACUGAACAAUGUCACAAUUUCUUCAUCUGUUCUCUUUCUACCCUACAGUCUUGAACAUAAACUCGAACCACGUUUAACAACACAAUGUUCUGAUCAUGAUCUUCUAUAUUCAUUUUAUGUUCUUGCCAUCGAUCCAUUCCAUUGGCGAUAUUCUCGAACACAACGGUAUUCUACAUCUACUAAUCCAUCAUUUCAAGACACAUUUCUCGAAAAUUACUGUUCGAAAUUCGGUGAAAAUUCGACAUUGAAAAUUGAACCAAAAGCGCUUCAGCAUGGUUAUUAUGUAGCAGUAUUUACAAUAACGAAAAGUUCCAAUUUACCUGAUUUUCGUCAAUUUAUUCAACCGAUUGAAAUCAUUCGUUCGGAUUUACUGACAACAUUCGGUGGAAAUUUUACAAUUACAAAUGACGUGAAUGAGUUAAACUUAGACUUUUAUUCGACAACGAUCGAUCCUGAUUAUAGUGAAUUCGAUCGACGAAAACUUAACUUUACUUUAAUCUGUUAUCCUGAAUAUUUGCAAUCGAAUAUUUUUCAACCGGAUACAAUUGAAUUGGGAUCAUCACGACCAACAGAAACAAAUCCUCAGAACCAUCAGCCUUGGUCAAUUAAAUGGGCGACUUUGAAUUUAGUCUUUCGUCGAGCAGAUAUUAAUUUACAUUUUUAUGAACACCAAUGCCUUUCAGUGGAAAAGAAGACCACCGAACAAAUUCAGAUCGAUCAACAAACAAAAGCCUUACGUAUUGAUGACAGUAAUCUAGUAUUUAGCAAUGGUUCACUUCAUUUUCUGCUCAUUGUUCGACAUCUAAUGGAUGGAAGACAAUUAAUCGCGCGUUUGGAAGUCGAUCAACAGUUAACACUGACUUUCGACACAGCUGAUUUGAGUACAUUAGAAGAAGUGAUGGGAAAUCUAGAUGAUCUAGCUGCAACAAAUCCAAAGAAAGCAGUGGAAUUUAUUACUGGUCUAGCGGAUAAAUUGAACGAAAUGAGCGACAAUUCGACUACGGGAGAAACAAGUGAAGCAGAUGUAAAGGCAAUGAAUGAACGGAUGGCAGCUAUGCGAGCGAAAAUGUUAACGUCGAUGGAUACAGUCAUUGAUUCAGCAAGUGAUCCGAGUAUCGUUGGACGAGCGUUGAAAGCGAGUGCGACGGUUACAGCUAAUAGUGAUCAAAUGCCGUUGAAUAAUCAGGAAAAAGGAGCGAAUAUUAUAGAGAAAGUUGGUACUAAAGUAAAAGAAAUGGAAUCAGCUGAUGAAAAUACCGUCACUGGUCUUGCUUCAUCGUUAUUGGAUGUGGGUAGUAAUGUUUUACAAGCUGCAUCAAGAACUGUGUCGAGAGAUAAAGAGAAUUAUCCGGAUGCAAUUAUCGAAAAUUUGGAAUCGGAUAUGAAAGCAACAGAAGAUGAGGAAACAGAUGCGACAGUUCUCUAUGCUCCAACGCAAUUCUACGAUGCUUGUGAUGAAUGUGAUACAUUACCUGAAGAACGUUGGGAAGAGUAUCGAAAGAAAUUGGAUGAAGACAAGAAAGCAAUUAUUGAAGGACGUGAACGGGCUUCAAGCAUUGCUAAGCGAAGCUCAGGUGGUUUAUUCUCGGUUGGUGACGUCCUAGCCAAUCGUUCAUCGACGAAUGAAACGAAAACUAUCAAAAGUAAAACAAUGGCGAUGACUUUGACAAAAGCGAACCCCGAUGGUAAAUCAAGUUUGUCAACUGGUGGUUCGCGUAUUCGUUUACCGGGCCUGUCAGAUCUUAAUUCAGAACCCGGUGCAUCGGAAGUUUUCACAAAGAUUCUUGAAUCAAAAGAAAACCCCUAUGCAAGUACACAUGGGCAUUCGAGUGUCGAAGGAAGUGUUGUCACGAUCAUCUUAUCACGACCAGAUGGCUCGGAAAUGGCUGUACAAAACACAACUAAGCCGAUCUCCAUUCGUCUAACUCGGCCAGUUGAUAAACGACCGAAAUAUGAACAUUAUGACUUAAACGGAACAUUAUUUCGAUACCACAAAAUGAAUUUACCAGACAAGCAAAUGACGUUAUCUCUAUAUGUUGCUUCGAAUGUCUCACCAAUGGAUACAUAUGGUAUUUACGUAUCGUUCGGAACCAAUGAAACAUUAUUAGAACCCCCGACAGAAUCCAAAUUCGAUCUACUCUUUGUUUUACCGAAUCGAACAGCAGUCACAUCGGAUGAGAACAUUGCUGAUGAUCUAGAAGAAUUACGACAUACGAUUUUAAUGUCACCGAAUAUUCAUUUCGGCAAUGGAACAUACAUUUUCGGUAUAAAACUAAUCAAUGCAAGUACAACAAGGAAUUUGACUGAAUAUCAUUCGAGUUACACAAUCAAUAUGUACGUUUCGAAGUGUCAAUAUUGGGACGAGAAAAAAUAUGUCUGGAGCUCGGAUGGAUGCGAAGUUGGAUCACUGACAACGUUGAAAUCAACGGAAUGUCUUUGUACUCAUUUGACCACGUUCGGAAGUGAUUUCUAUGUUCCACCGAAUACAAUUGACUUCAAAACAGUGUUUACGAAAUUCAAAAAAUUACAUGAAAAUGCCGCUGUGUUCAGUACAGUGAUUGUUAUUUUUAUUAUAUAUAUCAUCGCAGCAAUUUGGUCGAGAAGAAAAGAUAAACAUGAUUUAGUGAAAUGGACAGCAGCACCACUUAUCGAUAAUCUUCCUAUUGAUACUUAUCAUUAUCUAGUUACAGUUCAUACUGGCAUCGGUAAAGAAUCGGGUACAACAUCCAAUGUGAACUUUGUUAUAUCUGGUGAAUUAGCAGAUAGUGGCGUUCGAAAGUUAGCUGAUGGGAAGAUUCAUGAAUUUGCAUCGGGUAGUGUUCGAAAUUUUGUAAUGAGCGUGGAAUCACAACUUGGCCCAUUACUUUACCUUCGUAUCUGGCAUGAUAAUUCAGGUGAUAAAGGCAAAGCUUCUUGGUUCUUAAACAUGAUCAAUGUGAUGGAUUUACAAACAGGCGAAAAGAAUUAUUUCAUUUGUGAUAAUUGGCUUGCGGUUGAAAAAGGUGAUGGUCUUGUUGAUCGUGUUGUACCGUUGGCUUCAUCGAAAGAAUUGAAAAGUUUUGCACAUUUAUUUACUCAAUCAGUCAAGAAGAAAUUCAGCGAUGGUCAUCUAUGGUAUUCAGUAUUUUCACGUCCUGUACGAAGUAAUUUCACUCGAUUACAACGCAUCUCCUGUUGUAUAUCGUUACUUUUCUGCACGAUGAUAUCCAAUGCCAUGUUCUAUCGACAAGAUACGCAAGGACGAGCAAAUAAAGCUGGAGUUUUAAUGAAAAUCGGACCAAUUGAAUUUACUUUGACACAGCUAUGGAUCAGUUUCAUUAGUACCUUGGUUGUACUACCAGUCAAUCUGUUGAUUGUCACAUUGUUUCGUAAAGCAAAAUACAGUCAAAAAACAUUGGUAACGUAUCAUUUACAAGAACGACAACGACGAAGUAAAGCACGUAAAAAUGAUGAACAAUAUCGAAGAACAAUGAAUUUCUUUUCUCGACGAAAACAUCAAUUGAUACUAUCGGAAGAUGGUGACGAACAAGGCAUUGAACGCAUUGGCGCUAUUCCAUCAAUUGAAGAUAAAACCAGAUCAUUCCCACAUUGGACUAUCUACAUCGCUUGGGCAUUGGUUAUGCUAAGUAUACUAACAUGUUCGUUCUUUAUCAUACUUUAUUCAUUGGAAUGGGGAGCUAAACGUGCCAAUGAAUGGUUAAUUACAAUGGUACUUUCAUUCGGUCAGUCGAUACUCGUUAUCGAUCCCUUGAAAGUAUUUCUCAUAACGGCAAUUAUAAGUUUUCUAAUUCGUCGACCAUACGAUGAUGAAACUUUGGAUUUCAAUGAUCCGUUUACCGGAGCUUUAAUUUCGAACAAGAAUAUUGCGAAUAUUGAUGGAAAAGAUGUAUACAGUGAUGCAAAUGUGAAAGAAAUUGCACGUCAACGUCGUGUUCGUUUGUUUAAUUUACGUCCGAUAAACUCAGAUGAGAUGGUUCGUGCACGUGAACAGCGUUUACGCGAGAUCAAAAUGGGUGACGUUAUCCGUGAAAUCGUUAUUUAUAUAUUCUUCACAGUGGUCUUACUAUUUCUCUCAUAUCAAUCACGAGAUACGAAUUCUUAUGGUUUAUAUCGCGAUACGAAAAAUCUUUUUAUCAACAAAGAUUUCCAUGAAAUAGGAUCAAUAACAAACUGGUGGAAUUAUUGUGAUAAUGUUCUACUAAAAGGACUCUAUGCACAAAAAUGGUACAAUGAAAAAAAUUUAACUUGGAGAGAAAAAUUAACAACUGGUAGCCGUAUUUCAAUGCGUGUUGGUGCACCACGAAUUCGACAACUGCGCGUUAAAGAAAAUAGUUGCCGAGUACAUCGUCGUGUCAAGCAUCUUGUUACACAGUGUCGAGACGAUUAUAAUUGGUUUGAUGAUGAUAUAAAAGACUAUUCACCACGUUGGGAGAAAGUUUUGACUCGGGAAGAAGCGAAAAUGAGCGAUGAAAAUAAUAACGGAACAAAACGUUGUCGAACACCAUGGUGUUAUCAAAGUAGCGUUCGUACAAAAAGUGGACCUAUGAAAGCGCUUUAUAAAACCUAUAAAGGCGGCGGUUAUGUUGUUUCAUUAGGUCGAACAUAUGAGAAAAGUCGAACAGUUCUUGCAGAACUUCGUUCACAAAAUUGGCUUGAUCAAUUAACGCGUGCAAUUUUUAUUGAUUUUUCAUUGUAUAAUGCCAAUGUGAAUUUAUUCGUUUCUGUUACACUUUCAUUUGAAAUGACAUCGAUGGGUUCAGUUAUUCAAGAUUAUCAAAUCAAAAUCUUUCGUCUUUACGAUCAUAUCGGUGGUUACGGCAUGUUAGUGUACAUAUUUGAACUAUUGUUUGUUGUUUUCACGAUAUAUUCAACAAUUCACGAAGUGUUAUUAUUGGUCAAGCAGAAAAGAGAAUAUUUCUACAAGUUCUGGAAUGUUAUUUCAUUCAUAACCGUCGUGUUCAGUAUCACAACGCUUCUUAUGUAUGGAACAAAGAAAACUUUAACACGAUUAGCCAUCCGUUCAUUGAAAAAGACUGAAAUGGGCGAAUUCGUUAAUUUCAAUGCGAUUGCCAGUUUCGACGAAGUUUAUUCCUAUAUCGUUGCAUUGAUAACAUUCUUUACAAUGCUGAAAUUCUUGAAAUUACUUCGAUUCAAUAAGCGUGUUGACAUGCUGUCGAAGUCACUUCGUUAUGCUCGAACAGAUUUAAGUUCAUUUGGCUUUGUUUUUCUUAUCUUUAUUGUUGCAUAUGCACUGAUGGGUUUCGCUGUAUUUGGUCGCACGCUUUCCAACUUUAACUCAUUUGCAACGUCAUUAACAACAUGUUUCCGAAUGCUUUUGGGUGAAAUAAACGCACCGGACAUGUUCGCUGUUAGUCGAGCUUAUGGUAUCUUCUAUUUUCUUUCAUUUGUCAUGCUUGUAUUUAUUGCUCUAUUAAGUAUCUUUUUAACAAUUUUGAAUGAUUCGUUUGCACAUGUGAAACGAGAAUUAGCAGCCAGUCAACAUAGAAAUGAAAUCAUGGAUUUUAUGUGGUCAACGUUUCGCAAAGUUGCUGGAAUUAAUAAUCGUAAAGGAUCGACAGAUGAUGAUGCAGCGACGAAAAUGGAUGACGAACAACAAAUUCCAUUGGCAAAAUUUGAUCGAGAUGAUUACUGA
Molecule: messenger RNA, 8499 nt
Organism: Adineta ricciae
Lineage: Eukaryota; Metazoa; Rotifera; Eurotatoria; Adinetida; Adinetidae
Source: the annotation of a GenBank genome assembly